Racocetra fulgida is the source of this 142-nucleotide messenger RNA. The record is from the annotation of a GenBank genome assembly. NCBI's taxonomy places the organism in Eukaryota, Fungi, Glomeromycota, Glomeromycetes, Diversisporales, Gigasporaceae.
AACUUCUGUUUCGAAACCAUCAACCAAUGACUCUUCAUCCACAAACUUCAAUGAUGCACUCUCGCAAAUUAGAGACGGUGACCCUGCUGUUCAAGAAAAUUCUGAAGAAACAGUUAAUAGUCACGAUGAUGAUUCCGAUUAA